Molecule: messenger RNA, 3483 nt
Organism: Girardinichthys multiradiatus
Lineage: Eukaryota; Metazoa; Chordata; Actinopteri; Cyprinodontiformes; Goodeidae
Gene: cap2
Product: cyclase associated actin cytoskeleton regulatory protein 2
Exons: 13
Coding region: 237-1655 (472 amino acids)
Biological process (GO): cytoskeleton organization; regulation of adenylate cyclase activity; cell morphogenesis
Cellular component (GO): cytoplasm
Molecular function (GO): actin binding; adenylate cyclase binding
Source: RefSeq, a predicted model, not a curated record
UCUGGGUCUCUGAGGCUCUCAGGUUCACCAUGUUGCUUAAUUAGGACAUCCCGGAAGAGUGCGACCGGAGCUGCUGCUGUUGCUGCUGCGCACAGCCGAGAGAGGAGGACACACUGGACUGCAUGGUGACAGCGCACAGCUCCCAACAAACCAGAGGGAAAUACUGACAAACCCAACUAAACACCACGACAGAAACUUACUGAGGAGCAAAGGAGUGAGUUUCCAGGAUCGUCCCCAUGGAGGAAUUAAUGCAGCGGUUGGAGCGUGCUGUGACUUCCCUGGAGGAAAUGUCCGUCACAAUGCGGGCAUCCAGCAGCAUGGCUAAUGGGAACUGUGUCAAUGGGAUAGAUGGAGGUCAGAGUGUGGAGGUCUUCGACGUUCUGCUCAAAGGUCCACUGUCAGAUUAUCUGAACUACAGCAGAGCUAUAGGAAGUGAAGUGGAGAAACAUGCAGAGAUGGUGAAUGAGGCGCUGCAGACUCAGAGAGCUUUCCUUCAGAUGGCUUUUACGCACCAGGAACCUGCACAGACGGAGCUCCAAGACCUCCUGAAACCAAUUUCUGAUCACAUCCAGAUGAUCCAGAGCUUCAGAGAAAGAAACCGAGGGAGCCCGCUUUUCAACCACCUGUCAGCCGUCAGCGAGAGCAUUCCUGCCCUGGGUUGGGUGGCUGUGAGUCAGAAACCUGAUCUGUACGUGAAGGAGAUGAACGAUGCAGCCACCUUCUACACCAACAGAGUGCUGAAGGACUACAAGGAAACCGACAGAUGUCAUGUGAACUGGGUGCACUCCUACCUGUCAAUCUGGACUGAGAUGCAGUCCUUCAUUAAGCAGCACCACACGACAGGACUGGUGUGGAGCAAGACUGGUCCCAUUGCUCCUGCAUCUCUCUUAGACUCAUCUCUCGUGCCCAGUGCUCCCUGUCUUCCGCCUCCCCCUCCUCCACCAGGACCGCCUCCGGUCUUCACUGAGGAUGACUCCAAGCCUCAAACAGGCAACGCAACACCUCAGCACUCAGCUUUGUUUGCCCAACUCAACCAGGGCAUGGGUAUUACUAAAGGUCUAAAGCAUGUCUCAGAUGAGCAGAAGACCCAUAAGAACCCCAACGUCCGUUCUCAAGCAACCCCUGUAAAAAACAAGGAUCCCCAGCCUGUGAGCUCCCCCAAAGCAGCUGCUCAAAAAGGACCCCCUCUGCUGGAGCUAGAGGGAAAAAAGUGGAGGGUGGAAAACUUUGAGCAGAAACAGGACUUGGUGAUCGAGGAGACAGAGUUGAAACAGGUGGUGUACGUAUUUGGCUGCAACAACUCCACCCUGAAGGUCAAGGGCAAAAUUAACUCCAUCAUCGUAGAUAAUUGUAAAAAGCUUGGUCUGGUUUUUGAGAAUGCUGUAGGUAUCGUAGAGAUCAUCAACUCCAGAGGCAUUCAGCUACAGGUUUUGGGAACGGUUCCUACUAUUUCUAUCAACAAGACCGAGGGCUGCCAAGUCUACCUGAGCAAAGCUGCUCUGAGCUGCGACAUCGUCAGCGCCAAAAGCUCUGAGAUGAACAUCCUGAUCCCAGUGGGAGAAGAUGACUAUAGGGAGUUUCCCAUCCCAGAGCAGUUCAAGACCGUUUGGGAUGGCUCCAAGCUGGUGACAGAACCCUCUGAGAUAGCAGGCUGAUAUGCAUGUCGGAAAUCCGUUGCAAAAUAAUUCACAACCCUUGAACUUUUUCAACUUUUGUAAAAUUACAACCACAACCCUAAUUGUAUUUUUUGGGGGGGGUUUAUAAUAGACCAACAAAAACUAGUGCAUAAUUGUGAAAUGGAUAAUAUACUGUAUGCUCUUCAAAAUGUCCACUAGUAAAACUAUGUUUGGUGCCUGUGUAUUUAGCUCCUUUUACUCUGAUUCCCCUAAAUAAAAUCUAGCAUAACCAAUUGCCUUAAGAAGUCACCUAACUUGUAAAUAAAGUCCACCUGUGAGUAAUUUAAACUCAGUAUAAAUCCAGCUGGUCCAACAGUUCAAGUAGCAUCAUGAUGUCAAAGGUACACAGCAGAAAGGUCGCUGAUAAGGUUUUGCAGUAGUUUUAGAGCAGGGCUGAAACAUGGUUGUGGCAGCUAUUGAAAUAAUCCUCAACUAAUUUAGUGAUCAAAUAAUAAUUCACUGGAGUAUACAGACUCUAAAACAUGCCAUUUGCUUAAAGUAUAACCCACUGAGAGCAGUAAAUAGACAAAAAAAUAUAUACAUUUUGCAUUUAAGAUGAAAAACCUUUGUCUGUAAAUAUGCUCUAUCCAGAACUCCUCAAGUGGCAUAGCUUUAGCUUCACCUGGUUCAGAUUCUGUAAAAAAAAUCUCCUAUUAAGCACCUUUUGCUAUGCAAUUACUGAUCGCUUAAUUGAAAAAAUAGUCAACAGGUUAAUUGAUAAGCAAAAUAAUCUUGGGUUGCAGCCGUAGUGGCAGCAUCAUGCUGUAGGGAUGCUUUUCUUCAGCAGGGACAGACAACCUGGAGGUUUGCUUUCCUGCAGGAUAGCUAAACUAAAAAUCCAUCCAUACAGCUUUAAUGGUUUAGAUCAGAGCAUGUUUAGAUGUUAAAAUGACCUAGUCAAAGUCCAGACCUAAAUCUAAUUGAGAAUUUGUGGCAAGAUUUGAUUUAGUUCAUAUAUAAUCUAGGUGUGCAAAGCUGGUAGAUACACCCCAAAAGACAAACAGAUUAAACUGAGGGAAGACACAGAUUUAAGGUGAAACAUGCACGAUGUCAUAAUUUCCAUUUCACAAUUAUGCAUAACUAUAUGUGUUGGUCUCUCACAAAAUUCCAGCAAAAUACAUAGAUUUACGGUUCCCACAAAAUGUGAAAGAGGUAUGAAUACUUUUGCAGUGCAUUGCAAACCAAAGGAUGUAAGAGACAAAGACUGUAAGGUUAACUCCUUAACUGUAUUUGUAACUUCAUGAUUAAGCUUUUGGGACUUUUAAUCUGUUAACACAACCCCCACAGCAUGGGUGCUCAGGUUACAGUAAAAUAAACCUAGAACCCAUCAGGGCCUGUGCCAUAGCAGUAAAGGCAUAUGUGUGACAGCAUGUAGCUACUGAAAAUAAGGAUUUCGGAUCCUUUCACCAUCAAAUCUUUUUAUUUAAAACUAAAAUUUCAUACUAACGUGGAAAAAGACAAUUUCUGGACUGUUUAUUCCCAUUUUAACAUCUAUUUUGCACAAGAGUCAGCUAGUACUGGUUUUAAGGGAGGAUUUUUGCAUCUAUAGCUGUAGUGAUCGGUAAAAAGAUGAAGCCCAGAUGUGCUACUUUACACUCCAAAUCAACAUGUUUAGAAAUAAAAAUAAAUACAUAAACUUUGUCUGUAGCAAACACUCUUUAUGUCUUUGUACAUCACUUUAAUUUGUAAUAAAAUAUAGCACAGAGCACCAGAAUAGGACAGAGAGAAAUAUACAUGAAACAAAUGCUUAAUUUACGAUAGGUUUAUGUAAUGCUUAUCACUUUUCAAAUAAAGAUAAAAUCUCUCA